AUGGCCGGUGCAAAGGUCUUUUCUAUUGAGGGCAAGGGCCUCAAACUCACCACUGCAGAGGAUAUUGAACCCCACAUUCAGGACUUGAAGAGUAAUGACAGUGUGGAGGAGAUUAAAUUUCUAGGAAACACUCUAGGUAUUGGGGCGAGUGAAGCGUUGGCCAAGGUCCUUGAGAGCAAGAAGAACUUGCAAAUCGCCAAUCUUGCCGACAUCUUCACCUCACGUCUUCUCUCUGAGAUCCCACCUGCGCUGUCACAUCUACUUACUUCGCUCCUUACCCUACCAAACCUGCACACGGUGGACCUCUCCGACAAUGCGUUUGGUCUGAACACUGUUGCACCGCUAGUCGACUUCUUAUCGCAACAUACGCCACUUCGCUACCUCUACCUAAACAACAACGGUCUCGGCCCAGCUGCUGGUGUGCUCGUUGCCGAUGCGCUCACUGCGCUUGCCGCAAAGAAGGAAGCCGCACGAAAACAAGGCAAGGAUGUACCAGAUCUCGAGCUCGUCAUCUGUGGUCGUAACCGAUUGGAAAACGGCAGUAUGGCCGCAUGGGCAAAAGCCUAUGCAGCCAACAAGGGAGUCAAGACCAUCAAGAUGACACAAAAUGGUAUCCGGCAGGAAGGUAUCUCACAUCUCAUCACAAACGGCCUGGCCCACCUCACCCAGCUUGACACGCUCGAUCUCCAAGACAACACCUUCACAGCCAUGGGCGCAAACGCCCUCAGCAAAGCCGUGGGCAACUGGACCGAACUCCGCGAACUCGGCGUAGGCGACUGCCUCCUCAGCGGCCGCGGUGGUAUCGCCCUUGCCGCUGCCCUCGAAAAAGGCAACAACAAAAAAGUCGAAGUGCUCCGCCUCCAAUUCAAUGAUAUCAAUGCAAAAGGUCUGGCUGGUCUCGCCUCCGCUUCCUCAACUGCACUUCCUCUGCUCCGCCGUGUAGAAAUCAAUGGUAACAAGUUUGACGAAGAGGACCCCAGUAUCGAGAAACUUCGCGAUGUGCUCGAUGCACGAAAAGAAGAGUCGGGGAAGCAUGCUGAUGACGAGGAGUACUGGGGUCUUGAUGAGCUGGACGAGCUUGAAGACGAGAGCGAGGAUGAAGAGGAGAGUGAUGAGGAGGGGAAGAAAGGUGACGACGAUGAUGAGGCCGGUGUGGAGGUCGAGCAGAAGGCUGCCAGACAAAUUGCAGAUGACAACAAGGCCGAGGAGGCCAACGUGCCGCAGGACAAAGAUAAGAAGGUUGAUGAUUUGGCCGAUUUGAUGAGUAAGACGGAGAUUAAAUAGAUGAGGAGGAUAGCUUGGAUUGGUCUUGUAGUUAGAGAAGGAAUAGGAAUGGGAGGCGGUGUCAUGCAUUUAGCGGCUUGUAUAGAAUCACAACAAGAAGGUUCCAUGACUUG
Molecule: messenger RNA, 1397 nt
Organism: Pyrenophora tritici-repentis Pt-1C-BFP
Lineage: Eukaryota; Fungi; Ascomycota; Dothideomycetes; Pleosporales; Pleosporaceae
Product: RNA1, Ran GTPase-activating protein (RanGAP) involved in mRNA processing and transport
Biological process (GO): activation of GTPase activity; nucleocytoplasmic transport
Cellular component (GO): perinuclear region of cytoplasm; cytosol; nucleus
Molecular function (GO): small GTPase binding; GTPase activator activity
Source: RefSeq, a predicted model, not a curated record